AUGAAAGGUCACCAUCCCACCGGUGGGUGGACAGAAGUCCGGCGAAAGAAGAAUGCAAAGUCUCACUGCGAAGGAGCGAUCACGAAUUUCUACGUGACAGGAUAUCCUGAUGGUAUAAGGAAGGAGGAAAUACGUAAACUGUUUAGUGAGUACGGAAAGAUAGUGGACGUAUACUUGGGGGGCAAAAAGGAUUACAACAGGAACAACUUCGCGUUUGUUAGAUUCGUGGAUGUGGUCAACGUCAGAGCUAUGGAGGAAAGGUUGCAGGGUAUCAAAUGUCAGAACAAGGUGCUAUCCGUCAACAUUGCAAAGCACCAACGUAAGCCAUUCCCACUGAACACUUAUGUCGUCCACAAACAGCCUAUUACCAUGAGGAAAGUCAACUCCGAUUUUGCUAGUGCCCAGCCACAACCUCCUAGCAACAUAGACUCCAGAUCCUACAAACAAGCACUGACAGGGACGGUGGAAAGGCCACAUAUAACCAAACCACCUCCAAUUGUGCUCGCUUCUCAAACUAUUAUGAAGGAAUAG
Messenger RNA from Lactuca virosa, 531 nucleotides. The record is from the annotation of a GenBank genome assembly. NCBI's taxonomy places the organism in Eukaryota, Viridiplantae, Streptophyta, Magnoliopsida, Asterales, Asteraceae.